CCCUACCAAUACGUGCAUCUUGAACAGCUGCCGGUCCGCCUGGUAGGUCGCGUACUUGCGGGGUUUGACAGACAGACGACAGCUACUUAACCUCCCUUCGCCCUGUCUACUCUUUUGGGUCCUUUCAUCUUAUCCUUCCUUUCGAAUCAACAUGGCGGACAAAGAUGUGGAGAAAGAGUCAUACGCACCUUCGGGCUUGCCGCAGUACAGCGUGGGAACGAGUGAGCCCUUGACUGGCUCGAAAUGGACGCGCUUCAGGGACAGCUUUAAGCGGAACCCAAACGCCAGGAUGGUGACGGAAGCUGUCGAUUCGGAGGGAAAGCCUCUUCCGGAUCAGCCGCCCGCUGAACCAGCACUGAGCAUGAAUUUGAAAAACCGCCAUCUUCAAAUGAUUGCUAUUGGAGGUUCAAUUGGUACCGGUCUUUUCGUCGGUUCUGGCGCCGCUCUCCAAGCUGGUGGGCCUGCUUCGCUUGUACUAGCGUAUGGAUUGAUCGGAAUCAUGCUGUACUGCACGGUGCAUGCUCUUGGUGAGCUAGCUGUAGCAUAUCCGGUCGCUGGAUCAUUCGCCGUAUACGCUUCCCGAUUCCUGGAUCCUGCCUGGGGCUUCGCUAUGGCCUGGAACUACGCACUUUCGUGGCUCGUUACACUUCCCCUGGAGAUCGUCGCCGCAUCGAUAACGUUAUCCUAUUGGCAAGGCGCUCGUGAUGUCAACCCUGCCGCCUGGGUAACCAUUUUCCUGUUCGUAAUCAUAUCUAUCAACCUGUUCGGUGUCAGAGGUUAUGGAGAAGCGGAGUUCAUCUUCUCUAUUAUCAAAAUCGUUGCUGUUAUCGGCUUUGUCAUUUUGGGAAUCAUUAUUGACUGCGGAGGCGUACCUGGGCAGCCUUACAUGGGCGCAAAGUUUUGGUAUAACCCUGGAGCUUUCCAUAAUGGCUUCAAGGGUCUCUGUUCGGUCUUUGUUACUGCUGCCUUCUCAUUUGCAGGCACUGAGCUAGUUGGAUUGUGUGCUGCCGAAACGGAGAAUCCGAGGAAAACGCUUCCUACCGCCGUCAAGCAAGUCUUCUGGCGUAUUACACUGUUCUAUCUGGUUUCCUUAACAAUCGUGGGCUGUCUGGUUCCUUAUACCGACCCAGGCCUCAUUGGUUCAUCCUCCAGCGACGCCAACGCUUCGCCUUUCGUUAUCGCAGUCAAGAACGCCGGCAUAAGUGCGGUCCCAUCAAUCAUGAAUGUCGUUAUUCUUAUCGCCGUAUUGAGUGUUGGAAACUCCUCUAUCUAUGGUUCUUCGCGUACUCUCGCCGCGCUGGCCGACCGUGGACAAGCCCCAAGGAUUUUAGGCUACAUCGACCGCUCCGGCAGACCCCUUGUAGCUAUUCUCUUCUCGUCCGCCUUCGGUUUUAUUGCUUACAUUGUUGCCGCCGGCGAUGAUACUCGCUCAAAAGCAUUUACAUGGAUGCUCGCCAUCUCCGGCCUCGCAGCUAUCUUCAACUGGGCCUCCAUCUGUCUCUGCCACAUCCGCUUCCGAAAGGCAUGGAAACUGCAAGGCCAUACGCUUGACGAAUUAGCUUUUAAAUCACAAGCUACCGUCUGGGGGUCCUGGGUCGGCUUCAUCUUCAACAUUCUCAUCCUCAUCGCGCAGUUCUGGACUGGCUUUGCACCAGUGGGCUAUGCAGAUAUGACCGCCGGUGAGCGCGUCCAAACCUUCUUCGAGGCUUACCUAGCGUUUCCGAUUGUCGUACUCUGUUACGUUGUCUUUAAGAUUUGGUACAAGACGAAGUUCAAGCGGGCCCAUGAAAUUGAUGUUUCUAGUGGAAGGAGGGAAAUGAAUCUCGCAGCGAUUCUCGCAGAGGAGCGAGCUGAGCAAGCUCAGUGGCCGCGGUGGAAGAAGGCGUAUAAGAUAUUCUGUUAGUGUGGAGAUCCGCCGCGAGCGGACCUCAGAGAGAGUAAAAAGCUUGGAGGGUGGGU
Trematosphaeria pertusa is the source of this 1959-nucleotide messenger RNA. RefSeq names its product AAT family amino acid transporter. Lineage: Eukaryota; Fungi; Ascomycota; Dothideomycetes; Pleosporales; Trematosphaeriaceae. The record is from RefSeq and is a predicted model, not a curated record. Gene Ontology annotation, biological process: amino acid transmembrane transport. Bases 152 to 1903 code for a protein of 583 amino acids. Gene Ontology annotation, molecular function: amino acid transmembrane transporter activity. Gene Ontology annotation, cellular component: membrane. The transcript is spliced from 5 exons.